AUGGCCGACGAAGUUCAGGCGCUCACCAAGGCCUUCUCAGGUCUGGGAGGCCUGGGCGUGGACGAGCCGACGAUGGUGGCGGCGCUGGCGAACUGGCGGAGGCAGCCGGAGAAGCGGUCCGGGUUCCGGAGGAGCUUCCCGGGGCUGUUCAAGGAGCAGGGCGUGAUCGAGCGGUGCGAGGACGAGUACAUGCUGCGCCUGGCCGCCGAGUUCUCCCGCUUCAAGAACCUCAUGGUGCUGUGGGCGAUGCACCCGUGGGAGCGCGACGCCCGCCUCGCGCACCACGUCCUCCACCAGGCCCACCCGGCCGCCAUCCUCGUGGAGGUCGCCUGCACCCGCUCCGCCGAGGAGCUCCUCGGCGCGCGCAAGGCCUACAUGGCGCUCUUCCACCACUCCCUCGAGGAGGACGUCGCCUACCGCGCCAAGGACAAGCCCUACUGCAGCCUGCUGGUGGGGCUGGUGAGCGCGUACCGGUACGAAGGGCCCAAGGUGAGCGACGACACAGCCAAGGCGGAGGCCAAGGCGCUGGGCGCGGCGGUGAAGGGCGCCGCCGGCGGCAGGCUGGUGGAGAACGAGGAGGUGGUCAGGAUCCUCACCACCAGGAGCAAGCCGCACCUCGUCCAGACCUUCAAGUACUACAAGGAGCUGCACGGCAAGCACAUCCAGGAGGAUCUGGGAAGCGAGGAGGCUCUGAGGGAGGCCGUGCGGUGCCUGGCGACGCCGGAGAGGUACUUCAGCCAGGUGAUGGCGGCGGCGCUGAGGGAGGGCGCGGACCACCACGGCAAGGAGGCCCUGGCGCGGGUGGCGGUGACGCGGUCGGACGUGGACAUGGACGCCAUCCGGGCGGCCUACCAGGAGCAGUUCGGGGCCAAGCUCGAGGACGCCGUCGCCGGCAGCGCGCACGGCCACUUCAAGGACGCGAUCGUCUCCCUCAUCGUCGGCAAGUAA
This is a messenger RNA of Triticum turgidum subsp. durum (durum wheat), 948 nucleotides long. The record is from the annotation of a GenBank genome assembly. Lineage: Eukaryota; Viridiplantae; Streptophyta; Magnoliopsida; Poales; Poaceae.